CACCUUUGCAUUAUGCCUGUGCACAUGGCCAUCCUGAUAUAGUGACCCUCCUACUACAAUGGAAUUGCGACAUUGAGCUCCGUGACAGUUACAACAGCACAGCGCUAAUUAAGGCUGCACAGUAUGUCCAUGAAGAUUGUUUGGCAAUUUUAUUAGAACAUGGUGCCGACCCAAAUGCAAUUGACAGCAAUGGGAGUGCAGCUCUGCACUAUGCCGUUUACAGAGAGUGCAUCUCAAUGGUAACGAUCCUUCUGGAAUACAAGGCCGAUACCAGUAUAACGAACAAGGAUGGCGUUUCACCCCUUAUACUGGCUCAACAGGGAAGCAAUGAGAGCCUGAUAAAAUUGUUAGCAGGCAAGGACACAGUAAAAAGGACAGAAGAAGCUGAGGAACCAGAGAGGCUUACACUUGAAAUAUCUGACUUAGAAGCAACAACAAAGUGUCAAGCAGAGGAAUGUAAGAACAGUCUGGCAACAAAAGAUGGAAUAAUUCAAUCAUUGACAUGCAGUUUGGAGGAUGGCAAAAAAACCAUCAGUGAACUAGAAAAAGAAAUAACUAGGCUUAAAUAUGAUUAUUCUAAAUUACAAGCAACAAAAAAGUGUCAAGAAGAAGAAGGUAUAAAGUGCCAAAAAACCCAAAACCAAUUAAUUCAAGCAUGGACAAUGCAUUUCAAGAAUGGGAAAGAAGAGAUGAAUAACCUAUUAAAAGAAAUAGAUAGGCUUAAGCUUAAAAUUUAUGACUUACAAGUAACAACAAAGCGUCAAGCAGAGGAAAUUAAAGAAAUUAAGAUAAAUCACGAGAAAACUAUUCAGUCAUUGACAUGGCAUUUGAAGAACCUUAAUGAAAACAUCAGUAAUCUACAAGAAGAAAUAGCUAGUCCAGAACAUGAAUAUUCUGAUUUGCAAGCAACAACAAAGUGUCAUGCAGAAGAAAAUAGAAAGUGUCAGAAAAACCAAAAUCCCCACUACUUCUUCACAGACGAUGAAUUCCUGCAGGUUAACUCGAGCGACGCUCCAUCAUCCGUGGCAACCGGCUUCUCCCUUCAGUAACUGCCUGAUCGUCUUUAGAGGUUCAUUUAAAAAGCUAGGGAUGUCAUCAUUUUGUACCCAGGAAUGUGCAUAAAGCCAAUGUGUUACUGUAAAAAAAACCAUUCUUUAGCCAAACACCCUGUUAAGGGUUUGCCUCUCACACAAAAAUUAUAGUAACUAGAAAGAGGAGGUCAUGAAUCCAUUGUAAGGGCACAUUAAGAACAUUAAAAGACUCUGUGAUGACCGGGCGUUGGUGGUGCAUGCCUUUAAUCCCAGCACUCGGGAGGCAGAGCCAGGCAGAUCUCUGUGAGUUCGAGGCCAGCCUGGUCUACAGCGUGACUUCCAGGACAGCCUCCAAAACAAUACAGAGAAACCCUGUCUCAAAAAAAAAAAAAACAACAACAACAAAAACCAAACAGAACCUGUGGGAACUUUUUGCCAACAUAUUUUAUCAUUUGGGAGUUUCACACAAUGCACCCUGACCACACUCACUUCCCAGUCCUCCCAGCCCCACCCCUCACUCUUGUGACCUCCCUCAAGAAAAAGAACAGAAAAAAAACAAGUCCAAUUUGUGUUGUCCCUAUGCUCACUGGAUCGCGGUCAAUUCUCAGUGACCAGCCCCUUAAAUAGAACUGAGUCCUUCCCGUGCCUCACUCCCACCAGAAACCAUCAACCUUGGGGAGCUACACUUCAGCAUCCCUGUCACGACUUUGGAGUUCUCGAAAUGGCUUCCUGUCUAGACCGUUACUUUUGGGGGUAGGGUGGAGAGAGGCUGCCACAGAAGCUUUCUGUCUCUCAUUCUCAACUGAGUCUGCAGUCGUCGAUACAGCUGCAAAAGAAGUUCCUUGUCCUCUGUAACGCAGAUCGACUUCCACAUGCUUUCUGGCAACAAUAGCACCAACUGCUGACAUCCACAAGGCCUCCGACAACAGCACAGACCACAGACCUCAGCAUAGUCUCUGGCAGCAAUACAGACCACAGACGUCAACAUGGUUUUUGGUAACGGCCAGACCAUGGAUAUCCACACAGCCCCCAGCCACAGCAGAACCACAGACAUCAGCGUGACAGAACCUGGACCUCCACAUAGCCUCGGGUCUAAUCCAGACUGAACCAUCCUCCAUCGGGGACACCCUGCCUUAGCUCAGAACCAGGAAGAGCAUCCGGCCGGGCAGUGUGUGCAGGGUAGAGCCUGCAUGAGCUCUGGGCUGCUGCACAUCACCCUGCCAGUCGUGCUCAUUGCUGGCAUGCUCACCUGUCCCAGCAGCCUUUCCCCACACCUGUCUGUCACUGCCAUCCCAUCUCCGGUUCCCACUCUCCACCGCACACUUGCUGCUCUCUUCCUCCAUCUCCCCACCUCUCCAUCACGUAUUUGUUCAUGGAAGUGGCAUUGCAAAAUGGCAGUGCAUUUUUGGUCCAAAUAGAUUUCACACUUAUUGCAAUUAGUCAUUGGUCUAGUUCAAGGUUUCUGGCUUUUGAGGCACUAUAAAUACGGGACCAUCAUCAUGACUUGCCUCGGAUAUCCUGCUAUUGUCCAGAGUUAGGGUGGCUAGCACCAUUGGCAGGAUGUACUGGGGCAAAAAAAAAGUCUAUGAACUGUGGGACAUGCUAGAGUUUGUGAUACUCCUUCCAGGCACAGAUAUGCAGUGGUGAGGAGGAAAAGGAGGAGGAAUAGAGGGUGUGUGAGGUGGAGAGUUGGGACUGGAGAUGUGGGGCGGUGUCAGGGCAGGCCCUGCUCAGCAACGUCACGUGAUUUAUCUGCUGCAGCUGCACUCUCGUCCACGCACCAAGUCCCCAUGUCUGCUUCUUCAGGAUGCCUGGAGCAUACUUGAAUGUUUAUCUAAAUUUACAUCUCCGCUCAUUCCCUACAAAGUGGUAAAUGUGAUGAUCAUUUAAGUCUAGAAUGCCCCUCAGUGGGUCCCAACCCACAGGAAAGCAUAUGAAAAGAAAAUGGAGAUAUUUACCUUGGAUGUUUUGGAGAGUUUCCUAAUAUUUUAUUAGUAUAGUGAUACUUAAUAAUAAAUAAUAUGAUAACUUAUGUAAUGAUUUACAUUUCAAAUGAUAGAUUUUUUAUAAAAGGAAGAUGGUUUCUUAAUCUGUACCAAAAAUUCAUAGCAUCCCAGAUAAAGGGUAAAUUCAAAAUGGCUUUGGAGUUAACUUUUACCAUUUUGUCAUGGCCUCCUAACUUUUGAAGAACAAGCUAAUAGGAAGCAGAGAAGAUGUUAAAGUGAGGAUUCUCAGAGGGGAUCAUGGUCCUAUAGCAGCACAAGUACUAAUUGCCACACAGCUCAUUGAGGCCCUCAUCUCUUGCUCAUUGCAGAGGAAGAGUAGGACUCUCUGGCCACAGUCCUGGCUGGGUAGUCGACCUGCCGACAGAGCCUUCUAAGCCUUGCUUCCCUAGCCUUUCAGCCUUCGUAGCUUGUGCUUGUGCACUAGGAUCCCUGGCUUCACUCAAGCAGGGUGGGCUUUCCUCCUUCCCCUUAGUGUGUGUUUACACAUCCCACAUGUGGCCCCUGACAAGACUAGCCUGCACAGUCUAUCUGAAUGUGUCUUCAGCAGGACCUGGAGCUUGGCAGAUCUGAGCCUUCUCCAUGUUCUCAAGAUCUGACUUCACCUAUUCUCACUCCCCCUCCUCUUUUUCUCUAUCUCUUACAGUUUCACAAAGUACCUUGAGCUAGCUCGGUAGCCUGUGUGGGUUUGAAUAUGUGAGUCUCAUGCCUUGACAUCCUAAGCAUCCAAGAAGCUGGUGGCAUUAUAGACAUGUUGUCCCCAGGCCUGGUGUCAUCUAUCUCUUCUUUUAGUAACUCUUUCUUCUCUGCUUCUGAGGCUUCCACUACCCCCACCCUACCCCUCACCCCCCACCCUAUUGCUAGACUGGAACUAAGCAUCUCAUGCCUGAAAGUGCAGGCCCCCAAUGCUGUGCGGCUCCUUCCAGAGCUGAUAAUCAGCUUUUCUCAGCUAUUAGCAUGUAUUUCCCGGGGGUGGGGGGCUCUGUCCUCUUCUAACCACACAGGGGUUCGGGGACUGUUUGUUAACUAGGUCCCUGUAGACCACAGGUUUCUAAGGCUUCUAGAGAACCCAUUUCACAGAUGAAAAAUAUGACUAUCAAAGACCCUUUCCUCUUGGGGAAGUUGAUGACUUCUCUUUUUAAACUUUUUUGGGUUUUUUUGUUUUUCAAGCAAAAUCUCACUAUGUAUCUCUGGAACACCUUGACCUAGCAAUCCUCCUGCCUCUGUCUCCUGGGUUAUGGGAGAGCACCACCAUGCCUGGCAAUCUGUUCUAGACCCACCUCAGGCAUGAAAUGAUGAGAGAAUCCAUAUGAGACCAUGUCUGUUCAAAGUUAAUGGCGACACAAACAGAAUAGUGAGUGGUUUAAAAGCAACUGGAGAGACGGCUCAGCAGUUAAGAGUGCUUGCUGUCCUUGCAGAGGACCUGAGUUUGGUUCCCAGCUGCCAUGAUGGGUAGCAACCACCGGGAACUCCAGAUCCAGGGGGCUCAACUUUUUUUUUCAUUUUUUUAAAUUAGAAACAAGCUUCCUUCAUGUCAAUCCCAGCUCCCUCACCCUCCCUAAACUCUUCUUUUGCUGUUGUUUGUAUUGUUUUUGUCUUUGUUUUAAGACAUGGUCUUACUCACUACAGAGUGAGACCAUGGCUCUUAACUCAUUAGGUAGACCAGAUUGUGAGAGAACUCACAGAGACCCACCUGUCUCUGCCUCUUGAGUGCUGAGACUAAAGGUGUGUGCCACCGUAUAGUCCCCCUGUGCAUGUGAGUAUACCCACACAGAGACACAUCGUUUUUGUUUUGCUUUGUUUUGUUUUGUUGUUUUGUUUUUUGAGAUAGGGUCCUUCUAUGUUGCCCUAGCUUUCCUGGAGCUUGCUUCAUAGGUCAGGUUGGCCUCAAACUCACAGAGAACCAUCUGCCUCUGCUUCCCAAGUGCUGGGAUUAAAGGUGUAUGCCACCAUGACGUGGCCAGAGAUAUAUAAUUUUAAAUAAAUCUUUUAAAAAACAAGCUGAUAAUGGAAAGACAUAUAAAAUGUCCCUGUAUGUAGAAGGGUGUGUUGAAAUGGAUGCUUCCUGUACCUGCCUGCUUAGACACUGAUGCAAGAAUUCUCUUAGAGGUGUGUUUCAGCAUUAAUUGAUGGAUAAUCACAUAUCUCUUGAACACUAGUAGAUGCAAAUAAAUUACUCUGUAAAGUAAUAUUAUCAACUUA
Messenger RNA from Mesocricetus auratus (golden hamster), 5236 nucleotides. RefSeq lists its product as uncharacterized. The coding region runs from base 237 to 1049 and encodes 270 amino acids. The record is from RefSeq and is a predicted model, not a curated record. NCBI's taxonomy places the organism in Eukaryota, Metazoa, Chordata, Mammalia, Rodentia, Cricetidae. The transcript has 11 exons.